GAGAGAUAGAUACAGAACAAGAACACAGAGAGAAGGGACUAGAGAUAGAGAGACUGUGUGUUGAGAGAGAGAAACAGACAGAAGGGUCCGGGGGAAAAAAGAGAGAGGCAGUGUGUGUGAGAGAGAAACAGAGAAGGGGGAACUGGGUUAGAGAGAGAGAGAGAGUGACCGAGAGAAGGGAACAGGGUUAGAAAGUGAGGCAGAGAGAAGGGGACACGGAUAGACAGAGUGAGACAGAGAGAGGAUUCAGGCCUGAGAGAGAGAAGGGAACAGAGAUAGAGACUGAGUGAGACGGAGAGGAACAGGAGUUUAAUAGUGAGAGAGAGAGGAACAGGGUUAGAGAGUGAGAGAAGGGAACAGGGAUAGAGACAGAGUGAGAGAGAGAGAGAGGAACAGGGUUAGAGAGUGAGAGAAGGGAACAGGAAUAGAGAGUGAGACAGUGAGAGAGAAGGGAACAGGGGAAGACAGAGUGAGAGAGAGAGAGAAGGGAACAGGGGAAGACAGAGAGGAGCAGGGUUAGAGACAGACGGAGAAAGGGAACCGGGGGGAGAGAGGGUGAGAGCGGGACUGUGCCCCCGAGUGCUCUGGCAGCUGAGGGCAGUGCUGUGCAUGAGUCUUUCCCCCCCAGCCCCCUCAGUGCGUUGGCAAGGGCCGGAUGUCGCUGUUGCUGGGUCUGAUGCUGCUGCUAGCCUGUGCCCCGGGAGCACUCAGCUUCUCCACGUGCCCAACCCUCGACAUAGAGCUGUACAGGCACCGGAGAAUCGAGGCUAUCCGAGGACAGAUCCUCAGUAAGCUGCAGCUUAAGGAGGCUCCCGACCCUGAUGACCUUCCUGAUGAAGUGCCUCUGGAAACCAUGAUCCUGUACAACAGCACCCGGGACAUGCUGAGGGAAAGGGCUCGCCGUAGGGAGACCCUGUGUGUGAGGAGCGGCCCAAUGGAAUAUUACGCGAAGGAUAUGUACCGCUUGGACAUGGUCCCAGCCAGCUACCGAGAGAAUACUAUUUCCAGCAGUUUCUACAACCCAUACUUUCGGUUGAUCCACUUUGAUGCUUCCAGCCUGGAGAAAAACGUCUCGAGCCUGGUAAAGGCGGAAUUCCGACUGUAUCGUAUCCGACACCAGAAAUCCCGAGUGGCAGAGCAGAGAAUCGAGCUGUACCAGGUUCUGAAGGCCAGAGAUCCAGCCUCCCCCGCUCAGCGUUACAUUGACAGCAGGGUGGUACAGCCCCGGGGCGUGGGGGAAUGGCUAACCUUCGAUGUGACCGAGACAGUCAGCGAGUGGUUGCUGCACCGAGACAGAAACCGGGGAUUGAAGGUGACUGUUCAUUGUCCAUGUUGCACUUUCAUCCCAUCAUCCAACAAUAUCAUCUCCAACAGCAGCGAGGAGUUUGAGGCCCGCUUUGCAGGUAUCGACGAUGACCCCUACACGGGAUAUCCACGGGGACGGAGGCAGAAGCGACUGGCCGCUCUCAGGAAGCCCCACAUCCUGUUCACCCUCCUGCCCUCCCAUAGGCAGGACCCCCAGGCCAACGGCCUCCGCUGGCGCCGUGCUGUGGAGGAGGACAUCUGCUCCAGGAAUGUGGAGGACGAAUGUUGCCUCCAUCAUCUCUAUGUUGACUUCCGGAGGGACCUGGACUGGAAGUGGAUCCAGGAGCCAAGGGGAUACAGGGCCAACUUCUGCGGGGGGUCCUGCCCCUACCUCUGGAGCUCGGAUGUGCUGCACGGCAAGGUCCUGAACCUGUACAGGUCCCGCAAUCCCAAGGCAUCUGCUGCCCCCUGCUGUGUGGCCAAUGACCUGGACGCUUUAGCUGUCAUGUACUACGUGGGCCGCAGGGCGAAGGUUGCCCAGCUCUCUGACAUGAGCGUACAGUCAUGCAAGUGCAGAUGAGGCUCAGGGCGGGCGCGGUGAGGGUGGGGGUGGGGGGGAAUGGCUUGUAUGUGUGUGUGUGUGUGUGUGUGUGUGUGUGUGUGUCUGCAUCUGUUGUGUAUCUGUGUGUGUGUGUAUAGGUCGGUGGGUGUGUGUGUGUGUAUAGGUCUGUGUGUGUGUGUACAUGUGUGUCUGUGUGUGUGCGUGUGUAUAGGUCAGUGGGAGUGUGUGUAUGUGUGUAUGUGUGUGUGUGUAUGUGUGUGUCUGUGUGUGUGUAGGUCGGUGGGUGUGUGUGUGUAUGUCUCUGUGUGUGUGUGUGUAUAGGUCUGUGUGUGUGUGUGCGCGUGUGUAUAGGUCGGUGGGUGUGUGUGUCUGUAUGUCUCUGUGUGUGUGCGUGUGUAUAGGUCGGUGGGUGUGUGUGUAUGUGUGUAUGUGUGUGUGUGUAUGUGUGUGUGUGUGUGUGUGUGUGUGUAUAGGUCUGUGUGUGUGUGUGUGUGUGUGUGCGCGUGUGUAUAGGUCGGUGGGUGUGUGGGUGUGUCUCUGUGUGUGUCUCUGUGUGUGUGCAUGUGUAUAGAUCAGUGGGUGUGUGUGUGUGUGUCUCUGUGUGUGUGCAUGUGUAUAGGUCGGUGGGUGUGUGUGUGUGUGUCUCUGUGUGUGUGCAUGUGUAUAGGUCGGUGGGUGUGUGGAUGUGUCUCUGUGUGUGUGCGUGUGUAUAGAUCAGUGGGUGUGUGUGUGUGUGUCUCUGUGUGUUUGCAUGUGUAUAGGUCGGUGGGUGUGUGUGUGUGUCUCUGUGUGCGUGCGUGUGUAUAGAUCAGUGGGUGUGUGUGUGUGUGUCUCUGUGUGUGUGCGUGUGUAUAGAUCAGUGGGUGUGUGUGUGUGUGUCUUUGUGUGUGUGCAUGUGUAUAGGUCGGUGGGUGUGUGUGUGUGUGUAUAGAUCAGUGGGUGUGUGUGUGUGUGUCUCUGUGUGUGUGCAUGUGUAUAGGUCGGUGGGUGUGUGUGUGUGUGUCUCUGUGUGCGUGCGUGUGUAUAGAUCAGUGGGUGUGUGUGUGUGUGUCUCUGUGUGUGUGCGUGUGUAUAGAUCAGUGGGUGUGUGUGUGUGUGUCUCUGUGUGUGUGCAUGUGUAUAGGUCGGUGGGUGUGUGUGUGUGUGUGCGUGUGUAUAGAUCAGUGGGUGUGUGUGUGUGUGUGUGUCUCUGUGUGCGUGCGUGUGUAUAGGUCGGUGGGUGUGAUUGGGUGCCUGUGUAUGUCUGUGUGUGUGUGUAUACUAAGGAGGAUCGUUGCACAGGAGGCCAUUCAGCCCCUAGCUCAAGCCUGUUACACAGUAACAGCAGAAUACCAUUCAAACCCCUUCUUGAGCCUGUUACAUGGGAACAAGAGGAGGCCAUUCAGCCCCCUCCUCAAACCUGUUCCGCAGAAUCAGGAGGUCGGCCCUUCAAUCCAGGAAGGAUUGGGGAACUGGCGACCUCACGCUGGCCGGGUGGAGGGAAGGCUCAAUUUCUUACAGCUCUUCUACCCUGUGUGUGUGUGUGUGUGUGUGUGUGUGUGUGUGUCUGUGUGUGCGUGUGUGUGUGUCUCCCUCUCUAUCUCUCACUGUCUCCUCCAAGUCCCUAUCCCAUCCAUAUCUCCCUAGGGAGUUCCAACGCAUUUCUGAUGAAAGGUCUAGGCCCGAAACAUCAGCUUUUGUGCUCCUGAGAUGCUGCUUGGCCUGCUGUGUUCAUCCAGCCCCACACUUUGUUAUCUUGGAUACUCCAGCAUCUGCAGUUCCCACUAUCUCUGACCAGUGAUAUAACCUGCCUCGUCUCUCUCUCUCUCUACAUCUGCACACUCGCACUGUCCGUACAUGCUGGACACAUCUGAGUAUUAUGCAUCAACAAAGAGUCUGCCUCGGAUUUUUGUCUCUGUUUCUUCUUUAAUGUUUUGUGUCACUUGUCCGUUGGGAAUCUUGUUGUUUUAAUUCCUAAAUGGCCUUUUGUGAAGAUGUUUGUAACCUGCCAUUCAUUAAACGUGUCAAUGUCAA
Stegostoma tigrinum is the source of this 3880-nucleotide messenger RNA. RefSeq names its product transforming growth factor beta-2 proprotein-like. Gene Ontology annotation, molecular function: cytokine activity; growth factor activity; type III transforming growth factor beta receptor binding. Gene Ontology annotation, cellular component: extracellular region. Gene Ontology annotation, biological process: transforming growth factor beta receptor signaling pathway; regulation of cell population proliferation; BMP signaling pathway. The transcript has 7 exons. The coding region runs from base 656 to 1885 and encodes 409 amino acids. The record is from RefSeq and is a predicted model, not a curated record. Lineage: Eukaryota; Metazoa; Chordata; Chondrichthyes; Orectolobiformes; Stegostomatidae.